GCACACACACAACAUGGCUGACGCUCGCCCUGCUCCUCCAGCAGGGUCUCCGCCUUCUCCCUCAGCCUCUGCUGCUUAGCCGCUCCUCCGUGUAGGCUUUUGUUUCUUCCCCCCUCCCCCUACAUCGCCCAUCCAAAAAAAAAAGGCCAAAAAAAAAAACCAAAAAAAAAAUUCCCCCCAAAAAACACGAGAGGAGAAACAAUUCACCCUCCUUAUUUGCGAGCAUGGCGGGAUUUCAAGGAGUACUGUAAUUGAAAGAUCAUCUUCUACAUUUAAAAAGGACAAGUUGUUGAUUUAAUGGUGGAUUAAUAAGUAGUUGUCUCAUCCUAAGACUAAAGAAGAAGAUAUCCUGGAAGUUGAAAAGAACUGGAUUUUCACCCUAGUCAAGCAGCUUUGCUGCUCACUUAAACACAGAUGAAUGAAGACCCCAUUUGGAAAAUCACCAGGUCAGCGGUCCAGAGCUGAUGCAGGUCAUGCAGGAGUGUCUGCCAGCAUGAUGAAGAAAAGAACAUCCCACAAAAAACAUAGAAACAAUGUGGGACCAAGCAAACCUAUUUCUCAGCCACGAAGAAAUAUUGUAGGCUGCAGGAUACAGCACGGAUGGAAAGAAGGAAGUGGACCUGUAACACAAUGGAAGGGCACAGUUCUUGAUCAAGUUCCUGUAAAUCCCUCGCUCUAUCUCAUAAAGUACGAUGGAUUUGAUUGUGUGUACGGACUAGAACUUCACAAAGAUGAAAGAGUUUCAGCACUUGAAGUUCUUCCAGACAGAGUUGCUUCGUCUCGAAUUAGUGAUGCCCACCUGGCAGACACAAUGAUUGGUAAAGCUGUGGAACAUAUGUUUGAGACAGAGGAUGGCUCAAAAGAUGAAUGGAGGGGGAUGGUCUUGGCUCGAGCUCCUAUUAUGAACACAUGGUUUUAUAUUACGUAUGAGAAGGAUCCCGUCUUGUACAUGUACCAGCUCUUAGAUGAUUAUAAAGAAGGUGACCUUCGCAUUAUGCCUGAUUCAAAUGAUUCACCUCCUGCAGAACGGGAACCAGGUGAAGUUGUGGACAGCCUGGUAGGCAAACAAGUGGAAUAUGCCAAAGAAGAUGGCUCGAAAAGGACUGGCAUGGUCAUUCAUCAAGUUGAAGCCAAACCAUCUGUCUAUUUCAUCAAGUUUGAUGAUGAUUUCCAUAUUUAUGUCUACGAUUUGGUGAAGACAUCCUAGACGUCAUCAUGAACUUUUGCCAAAUUUGUGGAACUAUUAAAUGUAAAAUUUGUAGACACAAAGACUUGACUGCUUUCCAGUUUAACGAAAGCUUAAAUGUCCCUGCGAACCCACAAUCUCUGCCAGCAAAACUGUUUUGUUCUGAGUAAUACAAACAUGACACAUUUUGUGUAAGAGAACUCCUUUUCUUGAAGGAAGUCAGUAUGUUUGGGCAGGAGGGAGUUAAAAGCAAAGAACAGCUGCAAAUUCAAGCUGUGUAAAGUUGAUCUAGUAUUGUAAUCAUUAAUCUAAAUUUUUUCAUAGAUUUUGAUUUUUUUCUUCAAUCUUGCACUCACUUGUUCAACUGCCACAUGCAAGUGUAGUUUGAUAUUUUGAUAUGCCUUCUUUUGUAACAUUAAAUUUAAUUUCUUGGAUACUGGCAGUCCUUGUUUUCAGGGUUGGGACAGAGGUGACUUUUCUGAAAGGUUUAAACAGUUUGUGCAGUAUCAAGGAGUGCCUAACCCAAGUAACAUCAAUCUGCUGUGUUUCUACACUUUAUUUCAAAUUCAGCUUUUUAAGAACUUGCAGUGCGUGGAAAUGCUUGUGCAUUUUUUACUAGUCACAGGUCAGUAGGAUAUCAAGUGUUUGGAUUACGCACCUUUCAUUGAAAAGGCUUUACACUAUAAAAUUACAUUUAAUCUGUAUAACCACUUAAUUAGAAUAUGCCAGUUAAUGGCCCAUAUUUACAAGUCAUAGGAACCAGUAAAAUACAUGCAACAAGGCUGCCUUCAAUCCUAAAUGUUGUACUUCUUUCUUUGUUUGUUAUACACACUUAUUAGCAAAACCCAAGUGCUUGGUGCCACAACUCUUAACAGUAUAUAUGCUACUUCAGAAGAAUUUAGACUACGCAUUGGCAUCAGUAGUCUCUCAUUUAAAAUCAAAACUUAGCAACCUGAAUGUUUGUGUUUGGACUUAGAAGUCUAACAGUAAUUAAUAUUUUACAUGGUAAAUACAGUCUCACACCAGGGGAGUGGGAGGGGGUUUCCUUUUACAGUGAAGAUGUAACUUUAGAGAAGGAGAAGCAUUUGUUGCCUUCUGCUCAGUCUGUUGCAUUCCUCUGUUUUGGUUUGCUUUUAAUAAUUUUGGUUCAAGAAGGCAUCUUCCCAGUUUAUUCUUUUCCUGGCUUUUCCACUUAAGGAGUGUCUGGAUAAAUCUACAGUUUAAACCUGUUGUUGCCUUUUGUGGUGUACAUUGUACUUGCUUUGAGGUAUGCUGUUAACAUUAAUUUCAUUCUAUGAACACUAGAGUUCUGCAUGCUAGUGGUGUACUAUCUAAUGGAAGCUAUAAGGCAGUCUCAGUGGUUCAGUCAUCUGCAUUAGCUUGUGGAUGUAAAUAGCAGCCCACAACUGCAAAAUCUUUUCAUGGUUAUAAUCUCGCAAGAUAGUUGUAAAUGAAAAUUAGGGUUUCCUUAAGUGUGGCAGCUUUUAAAAUAUGGAAUUGAAACAACAAUGCAGCACAGCAACAAGGUUGUCAUGUUACAGUAAGGCAGAGCUCUGCAAGUUUCAAAGAACUGCUUCACAGAAGUACAGAAUGUGAAGACAGUUAACACUUUUGAUGGAAGGAACAAAUACCCUGAUAUCCAACUGUGUGCCAUUAGUGGAAGAAUGCAGGAGCUGUUAAUCAGAGGACAGAGGUGCAGACUACCUCUGUUGUGGGUAUUCUUGGUAUUGAAGACUCAGUGGUUUAAGCCCCUUUCUGUCCAUUUUUUUGCCUGAUUUCAUAAUUUAGCCUUAAGGCUUGUGCCUCAUUAUGCUGUUGAAUGGUAAUAAAUACUCUCCGUAUAAAUAUGAUACCUUAAUUCUUUGUCCAUUGCUACUAUAUUGCAUUAUGUCCAGUAUUUCAUCAUGGGCAACCAAAGGCAGGCUAUUGUCUUUCAGUGAAUAGCUUCUCAAUGCAGUCCUUAUGCAGUAAGUACCUGAGUCGUAAAUGUUUCUUGUGUUUGAACAAAGUGAGCAGAUUUGCAACACAGUGUUUUCAUCCUGCAGAUCUGUUGUGUUUUCUAUUGACUCUUAAGAGUCCUGCAUGUAAAUCUCAAAGCUGAGCCUGGCUCCAUGAGCCCAAGUCAAUAUUUGUGGCACAGGAAUGAGUGAGUGUAUUAAUUACACACAAGAUACAUGGAUUACCUAGUACACUGAUCUUGGGGCUACAUAUCUGAGGAAUAAGAGGUUUGUUUUGAAAUAUCUGAGGUUUAGGUCUACUGGAACACUUUUAGCAUUAGGCUUGCAUUUGUGGGUUUUCUGCAAGCCUAUUGAAUACACUAUGUAUUCUGACAAUUAGAGAAUAAUCUACAAACUGUAAAUUUCACUGUUGUUUUUGGAUGUCCCCAUUCGUCCGUUGUGUGGAUAUUUUCAAUUGGGGAUUUUUUGGGGAUUUUUUGUUUUGGUUUGGUUUGGUUUGGUUUUUUGGGUUUUAUUUUUUUUGAUAGCUUAAACCACAGUUUUGAGGCUUGAGACUAAUUCCACUCCCUGCCCAUCUGCUUUGGGCUUUGUUUUAGGCUCAUGUUUCAGAUCUGCAUGCAGUGCUUGCGUUACCCUGGUAACUAAAUGUUGGUUCCUUGUUAUAGGGGUUCAACAUUACUUUCCAAAAUCACAUAGGGCUUGUGAUGGCACAAGCCAUGGAUCUUUGUAUAAAAGUUACUCACCUUUCACAUUUACCUGCUGUAGUAUUGUUGUAUAUUGUGUGUGUGCGUGUGUGUGAUGUCAGGCUGCCAUGUAAAACUUAAAAGGGAAAAAAAAAAAACAAACUUAAAUGCAGACCAUCCUUUUUUGCAUGCUUAGAGGGUUAGAACAUUCAAUGUAACAAACUAAAGUUGCAUGUUAAAAUGUUUAGGUUUUUGUUUUGUUCUGUUUUUAUUUUGUGUUCAGUUUUUUGUGAAUUUGCUUAUUGUGCUGUUUUAAUGGUUGUUAGUAGGAUUAAAUGCACCGGUGAGACGAGCAUAGUGCCAACGGAAGGUAAUUUUCCAGUUGUAUGUGUCAUACAGCAUUUGAAGGGACCAUGUAUUCUGUUAAAGAAAAAAUAAAAUUUCAGUUGAAUAGCAGAACACUACAUUCUUCUUCUUUCUUUUUGAGUGCCAAACCCUAAACUAUGUUGGAGUAGAGAUGGGGAAAACCCUUUUUGUUGGAAUAGGUAGAAGCAUUCUUUAAAUGAAUUGUUUAAACAUAGGGGCUUUGUCUUCAGAGAGAAUUGUCAAGUUGCAUCAGGAAAAAGAAUUACGGUAAAAACAGUUUCUGGUUCCUUGAAAAUGCUGUUCUUUUUGUAUUUUACAUCAUUAGUGCAAUUUGGAUGGUUCUUGGUAUGCGUAUAGUUCAGAGGUCUUCGUGUUCGCAUUUUUAAAUUAGGUAUUAAAUUCAUCUUUAGAGCUUGAUUUCUUUAUUUUUAUUUUAUUUUGAACAAUGUAGACAGUUCCCUGUUCUCUGCAUUUAGAAGUAUAAACACUUUAAAUUGUUACUUAAUUCUGUAAGUAAUUUUUAUAAUUAUGAUGUAACUCUAUCCUUAAAACAUUUAAAAUAAACCCUUUAUGUGCAACUUAUGCCUGUAAACUUUGUUCUCAUGAGCAAAACACAGAGAUGUGAUUUCAGAUUAUGAAGAAGCAGUUUCUUCAUUUUUCUAAUUUAAAGGAUUUAUUAUUUUAAUAUUGAGCCAUGUAUGCUGGUAUAAUAAUUGCUCUAUGAAAUAUGUUUGCUUGCAGAGCCAAAUCUUUAUUCUUUUUUCCAAGUAAGUAUGAGUGUUAGUAAGAUGGAACUUGUCUAAGGAAAAGCAUACUGCUAAAUUUAACUAAACACAGAAAACUUCUCCCCCUCUCCCCAGGCGGCUCUGCCGGUCUGUGAAGCAGUCUCUAUUUCCAGAGCACACAGAAUAUUUUGGCAGUGGGGAGCUGCAGAAGUAUUUGGCAGUGUUUUGGUGAUACAUUAAUUUGCUUUGAAUUAAAAAAAUUUAAUGAAGUGUAUUUUACUGGUGAUAAAAAAUGAAGUUGAUGCAAAUUGGAUGUGAUGAGGAAAGAAGAUAACAUCACCAUGUUGUGAAUUUUCUAAAGUCUUCUAAGUUGUUUUGAAGACUUUAUGUGGUUAAAUUACUAUGGCAGGCUUUCCAUGUUGAACAGAUUUUCUUUAUUACUACCUAUUUUCUGAUAAUAAAGAGUGCAUGGCACUUAAAAGGAUGUGGUAUAGUGGUGAAUUUGUAGUGUUAGGUUAACAGUUGGACUCAAUAAUCUGAAGGAUCUCUUCCAACCUAAGUGAUUCUGUGAUUGUAAAAUAUGUUUUUGGCACCAGGCUUAUUUUGUCAUAUACUGAAGAAUAUGGAGUCUGCCAGCAUGCAUACCCAAGCCUUUUCCCUUAGUGCAUCAUCCAGUUUAUUGUAUCCUGUUGCUCCUGACACUGAUCCUAGUGGAGAUUUAUAUUGUGUACAACUGUGAUUAAGGAGAGUCUAAGCCUUUGCUGUAGCAGAGUACCACCUCCAAAGAGCAGGUGUUUAUCUCUGUGACCAGUCUGUUAAAUUGUAGUUAAAAAUAGAUACAGUAAUAUAUUGUGACUAAUGCCUGAAUCUGUUCUGUAUUACCGCUAAUAAACCCCCCUCAGUUUGGUGGCAUCUUGCUCUGUAUAGAGACAAAGAGAAGGCUUAUAAAAGCAAAGAUAUUUUUGUUGUCUAUCACUGCAGUAAUAAACUUGCUCCUGAGAGGUGGUUA
Messenger RNA from Lonchura striata (white-rumped munia), 5927 nucleotides. RefSeq names its product spindlin 1 (gene SPIN1). The record is from RefSeq and is a predicted model, not a curated record. Lineage: Eukaryota; Metazoa; Chordata; Aves; Passeriformes; Estrildidae. Gene Ontology annotation, biological process: gamete generation.